Molecule: messenger RNA, 244 nt
Organism: Perkinsus marinus ATCC 50983
Lineage: Eukaryota; Perkinsozoa; Perkinsida; Perkinsidae
Exons: 1
Source: RefSeq, a predicted model, not a curated record
AUGGCUGAUGCUACUCCCAAGACUGCCGCCCUCGACAACAUAUUCUUAUGUCCUUCCACGCUCAAAGACGAAGUUGACCUGUCUGACUGGCCUAAAAGCGAAGUAUUUAUCAACGGCACGCCAUGCAUGAAUCACGAGGAGAUCCUCGCUAUGGAAAACCGUGCCGAGUUUAUCGAGUGCAUGGCUGAGGUUGUGAAUACUACUACACAUACUCUGCAUGCUCUGGGCAUCGAUGCUUCUCUUA